Messenger RNA from Dimorphilus gyrociliatus, 3391 nucleotides. Lineage: Eukaryota; Metazoa; Annelida; Polychaeta; Dinophilidae. The record is from the annotation of a GenBank genome assembly.
UAUGGACGGCAAGAACUUAAAUAUCGAUAACGAGACAACGAAUAAGAGACAGUAUUCCGAUAAAUUACUUAGACGCCUUAAUAAAAUGAAUAACGAAUAUCGGCCUUUAAGAAUAAGGAGGAUGAAGGAGUUUAGAGUAACAAAUGAAGGUUAUGAGAAACAAAAAGGCUCUCAAUGUUGCAAGAAAGUAAAUGAGCUUUUAAAGGAAAUAGAAAGGGACGAGAAACUACUCAAGUGCUGUAGAAAUUAUUGUCAGUUCAAAUCUGAUAAUAGAUUAUUAAAUUCUAAAAGGGAAAAGCGAGAAAGUAGAUCAGAAAAAGUAACAGAUAAGGACAAGGAACAAUUUACAACGUCCCCACAAACUGGUAGGCCUAUCUGGAAGGAAACGCUUAUUAGAGAGAACGGAAUUGAAAAUGUUCCCGCUCUAUCAUCAUCGUCGUCUAAAGAUGUUUCCAUUUUAUCUUCAACUGAAACUAUAGAGAAUCAAAUAGCUUUUAAUACGCAAGGGGUGUGGUUUGACACUAAUAUUGAUGUUAAUAUUUUCUUAUCAAAAGGAAACCCGUCAUAUCAACCACCUACUAGCGAAAUUGAAAUAGAUGCUCAAUUUAUUCUACCUUUAGACGCUCCAGUACAUGUUUUAAUUAAGCCAACCAACCUAUGUAAAGGUCUAAACGAAGGUUCGAGUAAAUGGAGAAGAAUGAUGAUAAUCUUUCGCAAGGUUAAGGAUGAGAUAUGGGGUGAUAUUGCAAUCCAACCAGAAUGCGAUAGUGAAGGAUACGAGAGAAGAUACAAAAGUAAUUGUAUAAAAACAGUUCUUUCUGGAAGUUUAAUCACUGUGAUAAUUGAAAUAUCAACAAAAAAGAGUUGCUAUACUAUCCAAUUAGCUUAUAAACUGUUAAAGGAGAAGGAAUACGAAAUUUUAAGAGCGCAUAACGCUCUCUUGCAAAUAAGCCAAGCUAUAGAAAGUGAAGGUUCUAUACGUUCGUUCCUCCCUGGCAACGCUCGGAAGACUGAUGAAGAGAGAAGAGUAGGACAAACAAAAGCUAAUCAUCUUAAUAAUACAGAUAAAUCUGAAGCUUGUAAAAAGGGAAAUGCCAAGUUUCUACUGACAAGUAGUAAUAAUGAAAAGAAUAGACUGGGAAAUGAGGAACACAGAAGUUCUCCAACAGAGUUUAAGCGAAGCAUUCUAAAACCUGAAAAUAAAAAACAAGCUUUUGACAAAGACGCUACUGUGUUCAGCGAGGUUUCAUCGUUAAAGGGAUACGAGGAUGAUGAAGACUCCGUAAUGAAUAAAAAGAAAUUGCUUGAUAAAAAGCGAUCAAAGAGCAGAAACUAUAAAAGGAAAAGGGGUGGAAAAGGUAGGAAAAAGUCUAAAUCACUUCCUCAGCAAAAAGAAAUAUUUAACAGCUUUCCCCUCAAAAUGGAAUGGGAUAUUCAUACAAAUUUAAAUAUUCACUUAAAAACUGCUGAUAGCUCGCGCGAAAUUUGUCACAGAGAUGUUAUAAUCUCAGAUAACGGGGCUAAAACUUCUACAAGUUGUAAACCAAAAAUGAAUGAAAGGGUAAACGUAAAAGACAAAGAUGAGUAUUUGAUAAAAGCGGAACAAAAAGGGUAUGAAGAAAGCUUGAGAGCUAAGAACGACAUUGAAGAUGCUGAAGAGAGUGAGAGCGGAGAAUGCAAGAAAAAUGGUCCGCCUCCGGCUUAUAGCCACCAAUCAGAUAGGCCUAGUACUAAUCAAUUAGCUCAUAAAGAAUUGGAAGACGAUGUUAUUUACGUUGGUUGUGAUCAGACGACACCCAUUAAAUUGCCUUGUGGAAAAAUCUAUUUAUUGGAUACGAGAAAAAAUGUUACAUUACAUGCCAAGUCAAUGGCAAAGAGUGAAAGGACAGAAGGUCAACAGCCCUUUUCGAACGAACGAAUAGGCAUCCGAGCAGAAACUGAAACGUCUGUCCCCUUUACUGAAGGCAAUGCGACUAGUAAUAAAGGUCAACACCUUCAGACAGUUUCCUUGGAGGAACUGAACAAAUUUGAGUCCAAUCACAAGAGGCUUGAAGGCGGAAAAGAUGAUUUUGAUCUUAAACAACGAAAGAAAUAUAUUAAAGAUAAAGCAGAGAUUCAAUAUAGAAAAUCAUUGCCCGUUCCUAAGUUAGAAGAAAAUAAGCAAGUUAGAAGUUAUUCAAUGCCUGCUCGAUAUAAAAUUACAGACACUGGUCAACAACAAUGGAAAAAUAACGUUCUAGAGAAAGAUGGCAGUACAAUACUACUUUCUGAAGAUAGAGGUCAGCAACCGACGGUAUCGGAGAGUUGCGAAAUAAAAAAAUCAGGCAAAGAAAGCACAAUAAAAUCACAAGAAGAUGAAGAAGAAAAGAAGGACGUUAAAUGGUCUUUUCCAAUUUCAUCUACAACGUUUAAUUGCUCUUGUCAAGAGAUUGAUUGCCCUGAUUGUAGUCAAAUUAUUAAAAUUAUUAAUACAGAGAAUUUAACAAACGUUGAAAGAAUAGCUGUUGUCCAAUUAUUUAGGACAAUUCCAGAUAUUUGCGUAGAGGAAAGUGAUAAUUGUAAAAUAAUACUUAAAAUAAAAAUGAACACUACAAGUCUACCUAAUGAAGAGAAAACACUAUUAAAUGAUCUACUACAUAAGUGUGAACAUUCUCCAUUGUUCUUAGACUUCGAACCUGCUGUCUUUAAUCUCUCAGACGUAAAGACAGCCGACAGAUUGGUCUUUGAAACUUUGUCUUCUAAGGCUAUUGGAUUAAAAGUUAAGUGCUCCAAUGGAGAGUUAAUUAUACCGAAACCGCUCGAUUACACCAAAUUAACCGAAAACGAGGCCAUAACUCUCAAGAAACUAGUCGAAAAAUUGAAAAAUUCGAAGCGUUUGUUCGAUAGUUCCAUUCGACUUCCAAUUAUUGCAAAGAAACAAAAUCAGAAGGAAUCCUCGCAAGUUUACAACUUGGAACAAAAUGAUUUCAGUCGAGGAAGUGAUGGUGACAUUAUUUGCGAAAAUGAUUCCAAAUACAGUGGAGGAAAAUCAAGAGAUAAAUCAUUAAGUAAACAAUCGAGUCCUGAAGAAGUGCAGAAAAUAACUGAAGCCCAGUUUUCGAAUAAGGACGAUGCAAAUCGUAACAUUCCCCCCCAAGCGUAUGUAGAUAACGAAACUAAUCAAGCCGAGAGUGACACUAAAGAAAUUCAAUUUCAAGGUACAGAGACAGACAGCCAUGCGACAGAAUAUCGAAAGAGUGAAAAAACAUCACAUAAGACAACAAAUGAAGAUUUAGACAGUGGCCGUAUAGAUUAUUUAAAUGAUGAGAAUUCCAGUUUUAAAGAUAGUGGACACACUAAAAUGUAUACUAAAUAUUAUCUUUUCAACUUGAAAAAAAAACGAUCAUCAUAA